CCUACAACUAAUCCACCAUACAGAACAGACACCGCCGAGGCAUCUCACUCUCCCCUCGCGCUCGAAACAUCGGCUACCCACAGCCGAGCGCGGUGUCGAUCCACUCCACUGCGGAGCGGUAGCGGUAGCGGUAGCCGACAAGCACGUUUCUGGGUUGAAGACGGCUAGCCGCCAUCAUGGACACACGACCAGCCCUGGAUGGGUGUGGGGUGGGGUGGGAAAGCCGGACAACACCCGAUUCAUAAUACGGCCCAGGUCCCCGGCAAUUUUCCUUGUCGUCAUUUUUUUCUCUUGUGACGGUUCUCUACCAUCUUUCUUUCUAAUGUUUUACUUCUUUGGUCCUGUGGAGUCUUGAAGAUCAAGUGACGAGACUUUGUUUAUCUCUCCCUCUCUCUGUCAUACCAAGGCGGUUUUGUUGAAUCGCUGUGUGAGCUUUUCCGUCUGGCAUUGAGUUCUCGCGCCCUUCCUCCUGUCGUAUCCACAUCGGCACCGACUCGGCGAAAAAGACUCAUCAAGAGAGGAAGAAAGAUGACUACCACAUCACACGAUCCGGAAAAGGAUUCUUUUCCGCCGGAAGAAACCAAAGACCCAGGCCGCGGCGAGGAACAGAGCAGCAGCAGCCAAUCGAGUGACAGCGAAGAUGAGAUUACAGAAAUUGGCCGGAGGAACGGAGACCGGUCCCGCAAGUCUGCCGGGGCCGAUGCCGAUGCCGAUUCGGAGGGGGACGGGGAGGUGGAGGGAGUAGAUGGGGACCCAUCAGCAGCCGACAACGCCCCGGCGAGAACGCGGUCCCGGGCCUCGUCCAUCCGCUCCCGCGCCCUCUCUAUCGUAGCCCGGUCUAAACGGCGUGGGUUUCUCGCACAGCUCACCACCAUCCCGGAGGUGGAUAACCCGUAUAAUUACACCAACAAGACGAAAUGGACAAUCACCUUGAUCAUCGCUCUCGCCGCGGCCGUCUCACCCAUGGGCUCAUCCAUCUUUUAUCCCGCCCUCACCGAAAUGUCCAAAGAAUUCGGCGUCACCCCCACAAUCACCAACCUCUCGGUAGCAUUCUACAUGCUCGCCAUGGCAAUCUUCCCCCUCUGGUGGUCCUCCUUCUCCGAGACCCUCGGCCGCCGCACAAUCUACCUCUUAUCCUUCACCCUCUUCGUCCUCUUCUCCAUCCUCUCCGCCGUCAGCGUAAACAUCGAGAUGCUCAUCGUCAUGCGCCUCCUCGCCGGCGGCGCCAGCGCCAGCGUCCAGGCCGUCGGCGCGGGAACCAUCGCCGACAUCUGGGAGCCGCGCGAGCGCGGCCGGGCCAUGAGCAUCUUCUACCUCGGGCCCCUCACUGGCCCCCUGUUGGCACCGAUCAUCGGCGGCGCGCUGGCGCAGCGGUUCGGGUGGCAGUCGACCAUGUGGACGCUCGCCAUCUACGGCGGGCUCGUCCUCGUCAUGAUCCUGUUCUGUCUGCCCGAGACCCUCGCGCGUCCCAGACCUGUGGCGAUACCGCAGCAGUCUCAACUCGUAUCAGAAGGCACCGAAAAGAACGCCCUCGCCCGGACGAAAACAACAGAAUCCGUAAAAGUCCACUCCAAAAAAGCAGCCGCCUUCUUCAAAAAGUCCUUCAUCGACCCCCUCUCCGUCCUCCUGUACCUCCGCUUCCCCCCCGUCGCCAUAACAGUCUGGUUCGCCGCCGUCACCUUCGGCGCCCUCUUUGUCGUGAACAUCUCCGUCCAGGCCACGCUGUCCCAGGCCCCCUACGGCUUCAGCGAGCUCAUCAUCGGCCUCUUCUACUUCCCCGCCGGCCUGGGCUACUUCCUCGCCUCCCUCCUCGGAGGCCGCUGGCUCGACGUCAUCAUGGCGAGGGAGGCCCGCAAGGCGGGGCGGUACGACCCCGACGGGAAACUGAUCCUGCUGCCGGAGGACAGGAUGCGCGAGAAUAUCUGGAUCGCGGCGACGGUGUACCCGGCUUCGCUCAUCUACUACGGCUGGGUGGUGGAAAAGGGCCUGUUUUGGUUUGUGCCGUGUAUCGGUCUGUUUACGUUUGGCGCCAGCUCGAUGCUCGUGUUUGGCGCCGCCACGACCAUGCUAACCGAAUUCAUGCCCAAACGCAGCUCGGGAGGCGUGGCGGUCAACAACUUUGUCCGAAACAUUUUCAGUUGCAUUGGUGCGAUUGCCGCGCAGCCCGUUAUCAACGCCAUCGGCAACGGGUGGCUCUUCACGAUACUGGGCAUCUUUGCGUGGGUGUCGGGCUACGUCUGCGUCUGGACCCUCAGGAAGAAGGCCCCCGAGUGGAGGAAGAGCAUGGACGCGGCGUUGAAUAAAUGACGAGAUUUUAUGAUUUGCUUGUCUUGCGCCCCUUGAAGUCGCAUUCAUCUUAUAGAAUGGCGAUGAAGGGGCACGGCAGUUAUAGAGGUUUAAAGUAAUAGAUCUUUUGUUGCCUGAAAUUGUAUAUGCUUCCGGAGAGACGAGCCAAUAUCACACCGCCUCUCUCUGAAAUGCUCUUGCGCCCGCAGCUUAUCAUCACUCCCUUUGUCUACC
Molecule: messenger RNA, 2520 nt
Organism: Colletotrichum scovillei
Lineage: Eukaryota; Fungi; Ascomycota; Sordariomycetes; Glomerellales; Glomerellaceae
Product: major facilitator superfamily transporter
Exons: 3
Coding region: 529-2307 (592 amino acids)
Biological process (GO): transmembrane transport; intracellular polyamine homeostasis
Molecular function (GO): polyamine transmembrane transporter activity
Source: RefSeq, a predicted model, not a curated record